Molecule: messenger RNA, 1845 nt
Organism: Impatiens glandulifera
Lineage: Eukaryota; Viridiplantae; Streptophyta; Magnoliopsida; Ericales; Balsaminaceae
Product: probable eukaryotic translation initiation factor 5-2
Exons: 2
Coding region: 417-1688 (423 amino acids)
Biological process (GO): formation of cytoplasmic translation initiation complex; translational initiation; formation of translation preinitiation complex
Cellular component (GO): cytosol
Molecular function (GO): translation initiation factor activity; eukaryotic initiation factor eIF2 binding; GDP-dissociation inhibitor activity
Source: RefSeq, a predicted model, not a curated record
AGUGCCUAGGGUUCCUUUCUUCUCAUUCCCAUAUAAAGGCUCUCUCUUUGCCCCCUCUCUUUUAGGUCUACCAGUUUUCAUUCGUUGUGUUUUUUGAUCGUUUACUCUCACUAGUUUACAAGAGUUUUAGCAGAUUGACCUGCAAUUUGCAGUUAGCAAAAGUGGAGUGUGUCACGAUAGUAGCUUCUUUUAUGUCUGAACGGGCUCUCUUUUUAACAUUGAUUGGAUUGCUUGGAGAGUAUUGCCCUACGUUCAGAAAAAAAGUUGCAGAUUUUUCAGAUUUCUGCAUGCACCUUGAGCUGUUUGAGAAGUCGAGUUCUCAAAAUUAUUGGCAGCCCUUUUCGAUUCCAGGAAUUUCAUUUGAAAGAGAACACUAGUGUCUGCAUUCUGAUAAAUUAAAAAAGUUGUCAACAAAGAUGGCUCUACAAAACAUUGGUGCUGGAAACAAGGAUGAUGCCUUCUAUCGGUAUAAAAUGCCAAGGAUGAUAACUAAGAUUGAGGGCAGAGGAAAUGGCAUCAAGACUAACAUUGUCAAUAUGGUUGAUAUUGCAAAGGCCCUUAGUAGACCUGCUUCUUAUACCACAAAGUAUUUUGGGUGUGAGCUUGGAGCCCAAUCCAAAUUCGAGGAGAAGACGGGAACCUCUCAUGUGAAUGGUGCUCAUGAAACUUCCAAGCUUGCAGGUCUUCUAGAGAAUUUCAUAAAGAAAUAUGUCCAGUGUUAUGGGUGUGGGAAUCCCGAGACUGAGAUAAUAAUCACAAAGACACAGAUGAUCACUCUGAAAUGUGCUGCUUGUGGGUUUCUUUCUGAUGUUGAUAUGAGGGACAAACUUAACACAUUCAUCUUAAAGAAUCCUCCUGAGCAGAAAAAGGGAAGUGGUAAGGACAAGAAGGCGAUGAGGAGAGCUGAGAAGGAACGUCUCAAGGAAGGUGAAGCAGCUGAUGAAGAGCUAAAGAAACUGAAGAAAGACGCAACGAAAAAGAAAGGUUUGGUCAAAACCUCUCCUCAAGGCAUCCAAGGAGAUGAAACCGAGGCUUCUGCUUCUGCAGUGGUAGAAGAUGAGGAUGAUAACGAUGAUGAAGGUGAUGACGUGGAAUGGCAGACCGACACUUCGGCGGAGGCUGCUCGUCAAAGAAUUCAAGAACAGCUCAGUGCUGUUACUGCCGGCAUGGUUAUGAUUUCAACCAAUGAAGAGAAGCCAAAAUCAGCAGCUAAUGGUAGGAAGCUGGUGAGUUCAAUUAAUGAAUAUCUUAAGAAAGAUUCAACUGCAACUCAGUUUAAAUCAUUUGUUGAAUCAUUACCCGAUAAGCCUAAGGAUAUAAUGGAUGCCCUUUUUGAAUCUCUGUUUGGUGGAGUGGGGAAAGGGUCUCUCUCGAAAGAGGUUGUUAAGAAGAAGAACUAUCUUGCAGCUGUGUGUGGUCUUGUUGAUGAAGAAGAGGAAGGAUCUCAGCAGAUGCUCCUCCUUGAAGCCAUUGAAACCUUUUGUGGAAAGACAAGUAGGGAUGCUGUGAAAGAGGUGGCUCUUGUACUUAAGGCGCUUUAUGAUAUUGACGUGUUGGAGGAAGAAUAUGUUGUGAAGUGGUAUGAGAAGGGCAUAGCUGGAAGCAACAAAGGUGCUCAAAUUUGGAAGAAUGUUAAGCCCUUUGUUGAGUGGCUCCAAAGCGCUGAAUCCGAAAGUGAAGAAGAAUGAAUUUUUAUAGGAAUCGAGGUUUUGUGGGACAUACUUUGAAACAAGCACACUAUUUCCAAUUGGAGUCUUUUCAUUUUUUUGUUGUGGGGUUGAGGGGGUGAAGUAAGAACUACAUUUAUAAGCGGUCUAUUAAUUUCAUGAUUUCUGCAUUGGUUUU